GCGCUUGAGUUGUGGCUUUUGUUUUGAAGAUAUCUCCCUCGUGUAGCACCUUCGGUUCAGUUUAAUGUGUUUAGGCGGCAAAGAAGCUUCUACAGAUGGUCUUUUGUCGAUGCUAAGCGCCCUCGAAGCCUGUCUUGCUGUCGUGGGAAGACAUCAACAUUCGUCAACAUUCGUUCACGCGAGAAAGCUCUCAAGUCGAUUGAGCUGAACGUUUAUCAAUGGAGCCUAAAAGUGGUAAAGAAUUGAGGAUCCAAAUGCCCGUAUCUGUAUCAUCUUGCACAGAACCAGUCGUAGCUUCGCCUAUGACACAGCUCGCGAUGAACUUUGAAGGCAUUUGUACAAGAACGCCGACAGGGCCGAAAUGUACCCCAAGACGGAAGCUUUCUUUAGGUGAAAUCGACAACAACACCGGUACGCCAAUUUUAUCUUCCAAGAGCUUUUCUCGACGUGUGUCAAGCGAAUCAGGCUAUUGUCCCUCGCCAGACAGACAAGGCUCUCUAGAUUCUCCAUCAGCCGAUUUUAUAAGUUCCAAAAGGCGGCGUUCCAUUUCAAAGCCAAUCAGGAGGUCUGCAUUAAUACGAAGCAUCUCAUCACCAUUUGCCAGUUGUGUGAAUGAUGAGGAGAACUUGUUUAAAGACAAUGCUGAUGGAAUUCCCGAGGAAAAUGUCGAUGCAAACAACAAUAAAGAAAAUGAUUUUGAGUUUGCAAAACCCACAAUGCCCAUCUACAGAAGUUCAUCAAAUUCGGGAAGGCAAAGACCCAUCUCAGCACCACCCGAGCUUAUGUCCGCAGGAAUGGCGUCUUGUAUGGAAUCAAAUGAUGAUUGUGAUGAAAUGGUCGCGCAUUUCUCUGUUGAUGAGGACGAUGAUGGAUUCAUAGAUUACGCUCAGCUGGAACAAAAUAAUGAGGAUGAUGCUUUUGCAAUCUCGUCUACGGUCGCAGGAUUAAUGACAAAGCCUUUGUCGAGCUCUGCUUCGAGUAAAUCCAAGCUGGAACCAUGUGGUCUGUUUCAUCCAAUCACAUGCAAAAGCGCUAGCCCGGAUGUAAAACCACGACGGUCUAAAUCGGUGUCAAUGAAGAGACCAGUUCCUCCGCGCGAUCCCAGUCCUGAAGAGAGAAAAAAGUUAAGAGCAAGGUGCUCGUCUGCUCUUGAGGCAAGCUGGAAUUCACCGUUACUACUUGCUGGUGAUAGAAAACCUCCCAGAAGUCCUUUAAUGCGAUCAAUGUCUGUGAUCGAACCGAGAACCAGACUGGAUAUCGAUACGUAUUUGAAUGCAGGUCAGGACAAUAGCAAUUUAACAGGCGAUUUUAGCAAGCAAAAUAUUUUGCCAACGAUAAAAGGCCAGCACCAGGACCUCAAGACAGUCACUCCGCAAACGGUGGCGCAAGUUUUAAAUUGCAACUAUCAAGCCAUCGAUCAAGUGUAUAUCAUAGACUGUCGCUAUCCUUACGAAUACGAAGGAGGCCAUAUCAGGACGGCGAUGAAUAUGCAUACCAAAGAGGAAAUUUUCGACUUCUUUUUGAAGAGACCAAAAUCGAGCCCGGACAAACGGACUAUUUUAAUAUUUCAUUGCGAAUUCUCGUCAAAAAGAGCGCCUACAUUAUACAGAUACUUACGUAACAAGGACCGAGACAGCCACACGCAUUGUUACCCUAAAUUAUUCUACCCAGAAAUCUACGUUAUUCACGGUGGUUAUAAAGCUUUCUACGAAACGUGCAAAGAAUACUGUGAACCACAAACAUAUCGACCCAUGGCCGACGAAAACUACACCCUAGAAUACAAACGUUUCUCCAGACGCUCAAAGUCAUGGUCAGACGAGCAAUCUGUUCGCAAGAGCUAUCGUCAGGGACUGAAAUUCUAAGAAAUUAUUGAAUAUUGUACAUAUUAAUAGUCAUUAACUUAAGCCGCUGAGGCAACACCUGUAUAGAUUAUUUUUUCCAAUUUACCCGAAAUGUAUUUAAUAUAAUUUAUAGCAACGUCAGGCACAUUUUUCGGGCCAUCCUGUAUGCUGGCAAAUUCAGGAAAUUUUUCAAUGUAUUUUAGGCAAAUCUAUCAUUUCUCAUACACGGUGUAUUCUUUUGUAAAGAAACAAAUAACGAAACUAAAAUUAUUAUUAAAGUAAUUUAGAAAAUAUGAAUAUUUUGUGGCAU
Molecule: messenger RNA, 2151 nt
Organism: Dendronephthya gigantea
Lineage: Eukaryota; Metazoa; Cnidaria; Anthozoa; Malacalcyonacea; Nephtheidae
Product: M-phase inducer phosphatase 1-like
Exons: 18
Coding region: 219-1862 (547 amino acids)
Biological process (GO): protein dephosphorylation; positive regulation of G2/M transition of mitotic cell cycle; G2/M transition of mitotic cell cycle
Cellular component (GO): cytoplasm; nucleus
Molecular function (GO): protein tyrosine phosphatase activity
Source: RefSeq, a predicted model, not a curated record